AUGGAAGAUAAUGGCUUGGUUUUGUUGUUCUAUGUUGGCCACCGCAAGUUGAAGCUUCUUGUGUCUCCUAUUCUGUUCAUGCUCUUCCUUCUAUCUCCAUUUACUUUGCCCCUCAGCGAAGAAGGUUUGCGCUUUGUGGGGCAAGCAUUAAUAGCGAUGAAGGCUACUUUCAGCAAUAUGGCAGACGUGCUUCUUGACUGGGAUGACGUUCACAGUGACGACUUUUGCUCAUGGCGUGGAGUUUACUGCGAUAAUGGCAGCCUUACUGUGAUUUCUCUGAAUUUGUCCAGCUUGAACCUAGGUGGGGAGAUAUCACCAGCCGUCGGGGACUUGGGAAACUUGCAAUCAGUAGACUUGCAAGGGAAUAAAUUAACGGGGCAAAUCCCAGAUGAAAUUGGAAACUGUGCCGCUCUUGUUCAUCUGGAUUUGUCUGAUAAUCAGCUUUAUGGUGAUAUACCUUUCUCCCUUUCAAAGCUUAAGCAACUUGAGUUUUUGAAUCUAAAGAGUAAUCAAUUGACGGGUCCUAUCCCUUCAACUUUAACCCAAAUUCCAAAUCUGAAGACUCUUGAUCUUGCUCGAAAUAGGCUCACAGGAGAAAUACCAAGAUUACUCUAUUGGAAUGAAGUUUUACAGUACCUUGGAUUACGAGGGAACAUGUUGAGUGGUAUUCUGUCCCCUGAUAUAUGUCAAUUAACUGGAUUGUGGUAUUUCGAUGUGAGAGGCAAUAAUUUGACUGGUACCAUACCUGACAGCAUAGGAAACUGUACAAGUUUCGAAAUCUUCGACAUAUCAUAUAAUCAGAUUACUGGAGAGAUUCCAUAUAAUAUUGGAUUUCUGCAAGUUGCUACUUUGUCACUUCAAGGCAAUAGACUAACUGGGAAGAUUCCAGAAGUGAUUGGUUUAAUGCAAGCCCUUGCAAUAUUGGAUCUGAGUGAAAACGAGUUAGUGGGAUCAAUUCCUCCAAUACUUGGCAAUCUCACCUUCACCGGAAAACUGUACCUUCACGGAAACAUGCUUACUGGCCCAAUACCUCCUGAACUCGGCAAUAUGUCCAAACUGAGCUACUUGCAAUUGAACGACAACCACCUAGUUGGUCAAAUUCCAAAUGAAUUUGGGAAGCUAGAACAUCUUUUUGAAUUGAAUCUUGCCAAUAAUCAUUUUGAUGGAACUAUUCCACAUAACAUAAGCUCCUGCACUGCCUUAAACCAGUUCAAUGUGCACGGUAAUCAGUUAAGUGGUUCGAUUCCAUUGAGCUUCCGUGGCCUUGAUAGUUUGACGUACUUAAACCUCUCCGCAAAUAACUUCAAGGGGAAUAUACCCGUUGAGUUGGGGCAUAUCAUUAAUCUAGAUACAUUGGAUCUAUCCAACAAUAAUUUUUCAGGUCAUGUGCCACCAUCUAUUGGUUACUUGGAACAUCUCCUGACCCUCAACUUGAGUCACAACCACCUUGGAGGUUCUUUGCCAGCCGAAUUUGGGAAUCUCAGAAGCAUUCAAAUUCUUGAUAUGUCAUUCAACAAUCUGUCUGGUAGCAUUCCUCCGGAAAUUGGUCAGCUACAGAACCUUAUGUCUUUGAUUAUGAACAACAAUGAUCUGCGUGGGAAGAUUCCUGAUCAGCUGACUAAUUGUUUUAGUCUUACAUUAUUAAAUUUGUCCUAUAAUAACCUUUCUGGAGUAAUUCCCUCUAUGAAGAACUUCUCUAGGUUUUCAGCCGACAGCUUCUUUGGAAACUCAUUAUUAUGUGGAGAUUGGUUAGGAUCAAUAUGUCGUCCUUACAUACCAAAAUCAAGAGAAAUUUUCUCGAGAGUUGCUGUUGUAUGUCUCACGCUAGGAAUUAUGAUUUUGUUAGCCAUGGUCAUUGUAGCCUUCUAUAGGUCCAGCCAAUCGAAGCAAUUCAAGAAAGGAUCUAGCAGAACUGGGCAAGGUUCCCCAAAACUAGUUAUUCUUCACAUGGAUAUGGCUAUUCACACCUUGGAUGAUAUAAUGAGAAGCACAGAAAAUCUGAAUGAGAAAUAUAUCAUAGGGUAUGGUGCCUCUAGUACGGUAUACAAAUGUGUUUUAAAGAAUUCCCGACCGAUUGCAAUUAAGCGACUCUACAACCAACACCCACACAAUUUGAGGGAGUUUGAGACCGAACUUGAAACAGUGGGUAGCAUUAGGCAUAGAAACCUUGUCACCUUGCAUGGAUAUGCACUUACUCCCAAUGGAAAUCUUCUUUUCUAUGACUAUAUGGCGAAUGGCUCACUGUGGGAUCUUCUACAUGGUCCCUCGAAGGUAAAACUUGAUUGGGAAACACGCCUGAGGAUUGCUGUUGGAGCAGCUGAAGGACUUGCUUAUCUCCAUCAUGACUGCAACCCACGAAUAGUUCAUAGGGACAUAAAAUCUUCGAAUAUUUUGCUGGAUGAGAACUUUGAAGCUCAUCUCUCCGAUUUUGGCACGGCAAAAUGCAUCUCGACGACCAGAACUCAUGCAUCGACCUAUGUCCUUGGAACUAUAGGUUAUAUUGACCCUGAGUAUGCCCGAACAUCUAGGCUGAAUGAAAAAUCAGAUGUGUAUAGCUUUGGCAUAGUUCUGCUGGAGUUACUUACUGGAAAGAAGGCAGUGGACAAUGAGUCUAAUUUGCAUCAAUUGAUAUUGUCCAAGGCAGAUAACAAUACUGUAAUGGAGGCUGUGGAUGCAGAGGUGUCUAUAACCUGCAUUGAUCUAGCUCAUGUUAAGAAGACAUUUCAGCUUGCUUUGCUUUGCACGAAAAAGAACCCUUCUGAGAGGCCUACCAUGCAUGAAGUAGCCAGGGUUCUGGUAUCACUACUCCCUUCACCUCCAACUAAAAUCACUGCUCCACCUGCAAAGAAGUUUGACUACGCCCAUUUUGUGAUCGAGAAGGGACAACCACGAAAAGUGGAAGGACAACCACCUCAGCAGGAUAACAACUCUACCAAUGCUCAAUGGUUUGUACGCUUUGGAGAUGUAAUAUCCAAGAGCACUUGA
Messenger RNA from Sphenostylis stenocarpa, 2985 nucleotides. Lineage: Eukaryota; Viridiplantae; Streptophyta; Magnoliopsida; Fabales; Fabaceae. The record is from the annotation of a GenBank genome assembly.